AUGGUGUCAAUUGAGUCUGCAAUGACAGAACAGACCGCCGCUCCAACUCUUCAAGAAGACGGCUGUCAAUCAAGUAACGACCAAACCAUGGCUCUUCAACCUCAGACAUUCCACACUGCUGACAAGGGUCUCCAGUCCGCUGCAUCUAUGCCUACAUCAUCUGAAUCAGAGGUGAAAGACACCCAACUCACCAUGGAUACCAACGGAUCUGGGCCUGCCACCUCGAUCUCGUCUCCACCAUCCAACCUGCCUGCCCAGCUUGCCGAACUGGUCAUGGAGGCUCGGCGUGAUUUCGAUGUCAAGCUCAAGGCUCUCCUCAUGACCUCGGGUGGGUUGACCUCACAAGAUCGGAAUGACUUCUACGCAAAGGUCAACGAGUUACAUGCAAAGGACACCGAAACCAUUUCGGAAUGGGAGAAGGCCAUGCUCCAUGUCAACAUCGCUCUGGGACAGCUGCAUGGACGUUUCGCCUGGACUGAGGUGCAUGAAAACUACAGCAAUCUUCUUGUAAUUUCCAGUAAACAGAGAGAAGAAUCCCUGAAAGCUCGCCCAGAGUACAACGAAAUCCUCAAAAUGAAACCCGAAAUCUGCGCCAAACAGACCCAAAUUGAGGUUGAACAUGAGAAACCCAUCAAAAGAAAUCUCGAGCUGAUGCAAAACCUGGCGGCGAUUCAAAACACAUGCGAAAAGCUCUGGGAGACCCACGAUCUCCUCAUGCUCUGGGUAAAGGAUAAACCCGAGAUUUUGAGAGAGAUGAUAGCCGCAGUUCCGGGUCUUGCAGCUUUCGUCGAUCCAGAGCAGGUCAAUUUCAACGAAGUAAAUGAUGUAGAGGGGCAAUAA
Messenger RNA from Exophiala bonariae, 840 nucleotides. RefSeq lists its product as uncharacterized. Bases 1 to 840 code for a protein of 279 amino acids. The record is from RefSeq and is a predicted model, not a curated record. Lineage: Eukaryota; Fungi; Ascomycota; Eurotiomycetes; Chaetothyriales; Herpotrichiellaceae. The transcript has a single exon.